AUGUCCGCCAUUGGAUCUCUGGUAUUCUGUACGGACUGCGGCAACCUCCUGCCUGCGUCCAAAGGAGAGCAGAGGGGCAUCCUCAUAUGCGACUGCUGCAGAAAGGAGAACAAAGAUACCGGUUCAAAGGUCAUCACAACAGAAACAAAACCUUCCGACUUUCCAUCUCAGCUGAGGCAAAAACUACAAUCGAAUGUCCAGACGGUGGAGAGGCACAAGGUUCGGACCGAGGCAGUGACAAAAGAACCGUGCCCGAGGUGUGGACGUGACGAGGUCUACUAUACACAAGUGCAGCUGCGCAGUGCAGACGAAGGCAGUACGACGUUUUUCACUUGUAAAUGUGGCUAUAGGUACGUUACUCAUAUUUCCAACCGACACUUUCGACCUCCGGUAUAG
Messenger RNA from Sodiomyces alkalinus F11, 396 nucleotides. RefSeq names its product DNA-directed RNA polymerase I subunit RPA12. The coding region runs from base 1 to 396 and encodes 131 amino acids. Gene Ontology annotation, molecular function: DNA-directed RNA polymerase activity; nucleic acid binding; zinc ion binding. The transcript is spliced from 2 exons. NCBI's taxonomy places the organism in Eukaryota, Fungi, Ascomycota, Sordariomycetes, Glomerellales, Plectosphaerellaceae. Gene Ontology annotation, biological process: termination of RNA polymerase I transcription; DNA-templated transcription. Gene Ontology annotation, cellular component: RNA polymerase I complex. The record is from RefSeq and is a predicted model, not a curated record.